Myxocyprinus asiaticus (Chinese sucker) is the source of this 2996-nucleotide messenger RNA. RefSeq names its product fibulin-7-like. Lineage: Eukaryota; Metazoa; Chordata; Actinopteri; Cypriniformes; Catostomidae. Gene Ontology annotation, molecular function: calcium ion binding. The transcript is spliced from 7 exons. The record is from RefSeq and is a predicted model, not a curated record. Bases 46 to 1347 code for a protein of 433 amino acids.
GUGAUCUAUAAACAUUUUGCCUAAAGUGAAUAUAACCAAACGUCGAUGAUAAAAAGGAAUACAAAUUUUUUCAUAUUCUCAGAUGAUUGGAUUAUUUUUCUUAAUUAUAUAAUGAUGAAGAAGGUAGUAGUUUUUUUCAUGAUCAUUUUUACAAGCCAACUCUGCACAUCUCAUGGGCAAGAUUGUCAGAGUGGACAGGAAGUGCAAAACACUCUUCGUCAGGUCCAGAAGCUUCUCUCCACCCAUGAAACCUCAUUCCUACAGAGUCUACGGAGCCUCCGCAAGAAACUCAGCCUGUUACAGAACAGCACAGUGAAAUACAACAAAACCAACACAGGCAAGAGCAGCACAGACUGCCCUCCUCCAGAGUCGGUGGCUAAUGGGCGGAUCCUGGGGCGUGUAUUUAAGGUGGGCCAUGAGGUCCACUUCCUGUGUAGCCCUGGGUUUCAGCUGAUGGGCUCAGAAACCAGAGUCUGUCUGGGUACCCAGAGCUGGAGUGGAAUACAACCGUCCUGCAAGUUUAUGGACACCACUAUAAACAAUGAUGCCUCCGCUACUACAUCAGCAUACUCUUCCUCAUCUUCCUAUCAUGCUCCUGCCUCCAUCUCCACAAACGUGCGACCAUCCCGCUGCAUUGAGUUUCUAGGCUCCAUCCACUGCACAUGUGAGCAAGGCUACAGCAUCUCCAGCCAGGACAGCACUCUGUGCACAGACAUUGAUGAAUGUGAGCUCUUCCAUCUAACUCAACCUGGCCGUCUGUGUUUGCAUACCUGUGUGAACACGGCUGGAAGUUUCCACUGUCAGUGUCCUGUGGGUUACAGCCUUGGCCGAGACAGCAGGACCUGCCAAGACAUUGACGAGUGUGCGAGAGGGACCCAUAACUGCACUAGUGAGCAGGUGUGUGUGAAUACAUACGGCGGUCAUCGCUGUGUGGAGGUUCAGUGCCCUCACUUCCGCAACGCCGCAUACAUCAAAACCUCACCGCUGCGUUGUGAUCGUAACCCUUGCCACCAAGACAACAAAGUCUGCCUGCAGGCUCCAGUCUCCAUUAACUUCCACUUCAUGUCUUUGGUGUCCAACAUGUCGACACCUACCAUCCUCUUUCGGCUGUCUGCAGCCCGCAUCCUGGGCGACACGCUGCGGUUCAGUCUUUUGGGUAACCGGGGAGUCAAGCACUUCACCGUCCAGCGGUCGGGCAGACAGACGGGGCAACUGGUGCUGUUGAACUCCGUACAGGGCCCUGCUACGUUGGAGGCUGAUAUAGAAAUGAGCGAGCUCGAGAGGAGGGUUCUGCUCGGGCGAUACAUCACAAAAGUCACUCUCUUUGUGUCCCCGUAUAACUUUUGAGAGAGGACGACAGACGAUGGACUGACAACACUGUGAAAUAAUAUACAGGUGAGAUAUUGGCGGCCGGGCCUGCGGAGGUGAGAUAGGAGUGCUAUUAUACUUAUUUCUGAGGUGCCAGUUUAAGAGGACUAAAUCAUUUUUUGUUGCAAGGUCAGAGAAAUUAUAUUUCCUUAGAAUAAGAAAAUAAAAUCAAGAUUUUUAUUCGUUCUAUUUCUACCAAAGUAUUUAUGCAGUGUUGUAGCUAUUUUUAAUACACUGCCUGGCCAAAAAAAAAAAAAAAAAAUUGCAGUUUGGAUUUGAAUAAGCAGAUACUUAAGAGCCUAUGAUUGGAUCAUUAUUGCAGUGAUUAAUAUGUUUCAGCUGGGAACAAUUAUUUUAACCAUAACUGAUGCAGUGUGUAGCUUCUCAUUUCUUAAACAACCAUGUUGGAAUAUGUAUCGUGGCCGUGGAAAAGAUGUUACUGUGUUUCAGAAGGGGCAAAUUAUUUCAAGCAAAGAAAACAACUAAGGAGAUUGCUGAAAUCAUUGGAAUUGGGUUAAGAACUGUCCAACGCAUUAUUAAAACCUGGAAGGAUAGCGGUGAACCAUCAGAUUCACGGAAGAAAUGUGGUCGGAAAAAAAUCUUGAAUGAUCGUGAUCGGAGAUCACUAAAACGUUUGAAGUCACAUCGUAAAAAAUCGACAGAAGAACUCACGGCUAAGUUUAAUAGUGAAAGUAAGAGCAUUUCCACGUGCACAAUGCGAAGAGAACUUACAGGAUUGGGACUAAACAGCUGUGUGGCCACAAGAAAGCCACUUGUUAGUGAGGCUAAUCUGAAAAAAUUACUUCAGUUUGCUAGGGAGCAUAAAGAUUGGAAAGUGGAGCAAUGGAAAAAGGUCAUGUGGUCUGAUGAGUCCAGAUUUACCAUAUUUCAAAGUGAUGGCCGUGUCAGGGUAAGAAGGGAAGCACAUGAAGCGAUGCACCCAUCAUGCAAAGUGCCCACUAUACAAGUCUCUUGAGGCAGUGUUAUGAUCUGGAGUUGAUUCAAUUGGUAAGGUCUAGGCUCAGCAAUGUUAUGCGGCAAUAAAAUGAAGUCAGCUGACUACCUGAAUGUACUGAAUGACCAGGUUAUCCCAUCAGUGGAUUUUUUCUUCCCUGACAGCACGGGCAUAUUCCAUGACAACAAUGCCAAGAUUCAUCGGGCUCAAAUUGUGAAAGAGUGAUUCAGGGAGCAUGAGGAAUCAUUUUCACACAUGAACUGGCCACCACAGAGUCCUGACCUUAACCCCAUUGAAAGUCUUUGGGAUGUAUUGGAGAAGACUUUAUGGAGGUGUUCGACUCUCCCGUCAUCAAUACAAGAUCUCGGACAAAAAUGAAUGCAACUCAGAAUUAAAUGUUGUGAUGUUGCAAAAGGUUGUCGGAAUAAUACCACAACGAGUGUAUGUCAUAAUCAAAGCUAUAGGCGUUCCAACGAAAUAUUAGAGUAUGCAACCUUUUUUUGGCCAGGCAGUGUAUGUAUGAUUAGUUUUGUAAUUUGGAAAUGUGAUAAAUGGUAAUGAAUUCAUUUAAAUGCUUUUAAAACAUUUCAGGGUCAAUGAAAAAUGUCUAAGAUGAUGAAAAGGAACAACUUCUUAAAAUUUGAGUUUUAAAUGCAUGUGCUAACUUGUAAUA